AUGCCUUUCACGAUGAAGAUUCAACCAAUCGAUUCUCACGUCGCUGCAGAGGGGACUAGGCAUGAGCCGGUCAAGCCAGUUCUCAAGUCGCGCUUAAAUUUAAAGCGGCUUUUCGAGCGCCAGUUCUCCGGCGUUCUCAGGAAUUCAGCGGCGGACAAGAUCGCCGGGGAGGAGCAGCAUUUCGGCAAGGACGGCUCGAACAAAGGCUCCAUUGAUCUCGAACCGAGCUCGGUGUGUCUAGCGAAAAUGGUGCAGAAUUUCAUGGAAGAGAAUCACGAGAAGCACUCAGUUUCCGUCAGGAGUGGACGUAACCGCUGCAACUUCUUCAACGGGAACUGCGACGAUAGUUCAGACGCCGAAUCACACGCGCUUGGUGGUUUCGGCGAGUCCACCUAUUCUUCCUCCGGUGAAGCUUCCGAAAUCCUUAAGGGUUUGGUGGCAUGUGCGAGUGUUUGUGAAAGGAAUUUGCUAGCGGACACAACUAAGAUCGUUGAUAAUAACAAAACGAUGUGCAAGCGCAAAGAAGAUUGCAGAAAGAUCGUUACCGAGGGUUUGUUGGCUCUCGGAUACGAUGCUUCACUCUGCAAAUCUCGCUGGGAAAAAACCCCUUUCUCUCCAGCUGGAGACUAUGAAUACAUUGAUGUGAUAAUCGGAAAGGAGAGGGUGAUAGUGGACGUUGACUUCAGAUCAGAAUUCGAGAUUGCUCGAUCGACCAAGACGUACAAGGCGAUCCUCCAAACCCUUCCGUGCGUAUUCGUUGGCAAGUGUGAUCGGCUGCAGAGUAUCGUGGCCAUCGCAUCGGAGGCAGCGAAGCUGAGUCUGGAGAAGAAGGGCAUGCACGUUCCGCCGUGGAGAAAAGUCGAAUUCGUUAGAGCAAAAUGGCUCUCCCCUUACACGCGAACCACAUCGCGUGGUGGUGCUGACGACGAGUUUGAACCGAUCCGUGACGAGUUGGGUGAGUCAAAAUGGAAGCCACCGGAGCUCAAGCCCAAAAUCUCACAGUCUGGGGUUAAGGUCGUUACUGGUUUGGCAGCUGAAUUGCUUGAAAACCCAUGAAAUUUUGAACUCUUUUUUUCUUUUUUUCCGGCUUUUUAUUUGAUGUAAAAUUUUUAAUUCUCUAGAAAGAAUGAGGAUUCAAAGCUUGU
Gastrolobium bilobum is the source of this 1145-nucleotide messenger RNA. RefSeq lists its product as uncharacterized. Bases 1 to 1056 code for a protein of 351 amino acids. The record is from RefSeq and is a predicted model, not a curated record. Lineage: Eukaryota; Viridiplantae; Streptophyta; Magnoliopsida; Fabales; Fabaceae. The transcript has 3 exons.